Molecule: messenger RNA, 4041 nt
Organism: Closterium sp. NIES-65
Lineage: Eukaryota; Viridiplantae; Streptophyta; Zygnematophyceae; Desmidiales; Closteriaceae
Source: the annotation of a GenBank genome assembly
AUGUUCUGGUCGCAGCGCCCCUGGGAGGAUGACCUGGCCGUGGCGCAGGCUGUUUGUGAUGAGAUUAACAUCCCGCUGCACAUAGUGCAUCUCACAGACGCCUACUGGCAGCGCGUGGUGACGCACUGUGUGGGAGAAAUCCGCAGCGGCCGCACUCCCAACCCCGACAUGCUCUGCAACUCGCGCAUCAAGUUUGCGAUGGCUAGACAACUUCACCAGUCUCCCCUCUGGGAGGUGCUAGACCUCGGUCUCUGCCUUGCUCCUCCAGGUGCCUUUUACGAUCACCUCGACUUCACUCAUUUCGACCGCGUUGCAUCGGGGCAUUACGCCCGAGUUAUCCGCUCACCACCACCUGGCCGAUCUCACCCCGGCGAGAGUGUUGCUGUGCGCCUGGUCCUGUCUGCAGAUGAGGUGAGAUAUCAUCUGAGGCGCCUCAAAACACUUUACUCGUUUGACUGUGUGGCAUCGGGGCACUAUGCCCGCGUUGUCCCCUCGCUAACUGACCCGUCUCAACCGGGCCAGUCUGCUGCUGCUGUGCGCCUGGUCCUGUCAGCAGACGAGGUGAAGGAUCAGACCUACUUCCUCUCGCACCUAUCGCAGCAGCAGCUCUCUCGAGUCAUGUUUCCCCUUGGAGCCCUCACCAAGGUGCGACAGCUGGCAGCGGCGUUCAACCUGCCCAACCAGAGCCGGAAGGACUCCCAGGGGAUCUGCUUCCUGGGGAAGGUACGGCCUGGGGAAGGUACGGCCUGGGGAAGGUACGGCCUGGGGAAGGUACGGCCUGGGGAAGGUACAGCCUGGGGAAGGUACGGCCUGGGGAAGGUACGGCCUGGGAAAGUUACGGCCUGGGGAAGGUACGGCCUGGGGAAGGUACGGCCUGGGGAAGGUACGGCCUGGGGAAGGUACGGCCUGGGGAAGGUACGGCCUGGGGAAGGUACGGCCUGGGGAAGGUACGGCCUGGGGAAGGUACGGCCUGGGGAAGGUACGGCCUGGGGAAGGUACAGCCUGGGGAAGGUACGGCCUGGGGAAGGUACGGCCUGGGGAGGGUACGGCCUGGGGAGGGUACGGCCUGGGGAAGGUACGGCCUGGGGAAGGUACGGCCUGGGGAAGGUACGGCCUGGGGAAGGUACGACCUGGGGAAGGUACGGCCUGGGGAAGGUACGGCCUGGGGAAGGUACGGCCUGGGGAAGGUACGACCUGGGGAAGGUGAAGUUCCCUGAGUUUGUGGCGCGGCAUGUGGGCGAGCAGGAGGGACUGCUGGUGAAGUUCCCUGAGUUCGUGGUGCGGCAUGUGGGCGAGCAGGAGGGGUUGCUGGUGAAGUUCCCUGAGUUCGUGGCGCGGCAUGUGGGCGAGCAGGAGGGGCUGCUGGUGGAGGCGGAGAGCGGGGAGGCCCUGGGCGCGCACAGAGGCUUCUGGUUCUUCACCAUCGGGCAGCGGCAAGGCAUCAAGCUGUCUGGGGGACCGUGGUACGUUGUUGCCAAAGACACGGCCACUAACACAGUCUUCGUAUCCCGCGACUACCACUCGCCAGCCAAGUCCCGGCGGCAGUUCUGGGUGGGCGGGUUCAGCUGGACGCAGGGAGGGGAAUGCACCCCUCCUUUGAGUGAACGGCCAAAUCUGACGUGCAAGGUCCGCCACGGCCCCCAGUUCUACCCCUGCUCUUUUGCCAGGCAGGUAGCAGCAGGAAGGGCAGCAGCAGGAGAAACCGCAGCGCUGGUGACCCUCUCCCAGGACGAUCAGGGCCUGGCUGCGGGCCAGUUUGCCGCCUUCUAUGAUGGCGUCACGUGCCUCGGGUCGGGCGUCAUCAUUGGCGUGCCGCCCGGGGACGACAGUGCGGGCGGCAUGAGUGGCGACAGCAGCAGCAGCACAGUGCAGGACCAGCAGAGACCUGAGCAGGGGCUAGGUUCUGAAGCAGAGGAGGGGCAGGAGAAGAGGAAGGGACCUGUGUCAGCUGCAGCGUGGGAGACGGCAAGGCGAGGGCUGGCAGGGGUGAGGAUUGACGAUCCAGUGGAGGAGGCUAUAGCGCGUAUGAAGGCUGACGACGCCACGCCAGACCCUGCCGCCCUGCUGCUGCAGCGGCCAGAGCUAGGGGAUGUUGCCCCGGGAAUGGGGGGAUUACUGGGUUUAGCCUCUUUCAGGGUUCGCGGGGAGGAGUGGGAGGGAGGUUUGGGGCUGGAAGGGAGGGGAGGAGAGGGGAGUGGGGGGGAGGGGAGAGCGGAGGGUGAUUCUUUUGGAGGUGGCUAUAACGAGGAUGGGAAUGUGAUUGAUUUGGAAGGGGUGCUGGAUGGAGGGGAGGAGGAGGAGGAGGAGGAGGAGGAGGAGGAGGAGGAGGAGGAGGAGGAGGAGGAGGAGGAGGAGGAGGAGGAGGAGGAGGGGGAUGAGGGGGGGAUUGAUAUGGGUGAUUUUCUAGCGGGGUUAGAAGGGGACGAGAGGGAGGAGGGUGGAGAAAGGGAGGAGGAGGGAGAAGGGGAGGAGGACGAGAGGGAGGAGGGGGAGGAAAGGGGAGAGGGAGGGGGGCGAGUGGGAGGAACUGAGUUGGCGUUGGGGGAGGAGGAGGGGGAGUGGGGCAAGGCGUUGGGAGACGAACUGGAAAGGGGAAGGACGAUGGGAAGAGAAACGGAAGAGGGGAGGCUAGAGGCACCAGGGAAGGAAAAUGGAGAGCUCGUGGUGGAGAGGGGUGAGAUAAGAGAGAGAAUCGGUGGUGAGCGAUGCAAAGCGGUGGAGGGAGGUGGAGCAGGAGGAGUAGAAGGAAGGGAAUAUCUAGAACAAGGAGCGAGAGGCAAUGGUUUUGAGGUGGAGGGAGGGACAUACUCAGCGGAGCAAGAGCAGCAGAGAGGAGGGAUUUCAGAAAGGGAGCAGAUACAGUCAGAAUUACUUCUGAGGCACCAUGAAAGUCCCCAGGGAGGGGCAUACUCAGCGGAGCAGCAGAGGGAUAGGGAUGUGCCUUUAGAAGGGGGGCAGAGACAGUCAGAAGAGAUGGUGACUUUGGAUAGAGAUGAUUCUCGUGGUGCUUUUACUGGCACUUUGGGGUGUGACAAUCAUGAGGGUGACAAUAGGGAGAGUGACAAAGGGGAGAGUGGUCACGCCUUGGGUGGUGCUAACGGUCACUUGGAGGGUACCUUUCAGCAGCUUAACGAAUCAGAGAGGCGGCACUAUAACGAGGAUGAUGUGGAUAUGGAGGCAUUAGAGGAGCUGCUGCAGCUGUGUGCUGAUGAUGGUGAUGGUGAUGAUGAUGGUGAUGGUGAUGAUGGUGGUGAUGGUGAUGGCGAUGAUGGUAAUGGUGAUGGUAAUAGUGAUGGUCAUGGUGAUGGUGACAGGGGCACAACUGUCAGGCAUGGAUUCUCUUCUGAAGCUCCUCAAAACGGCUUUCCAACUGACCUUCAACACGAGCCACUGGUAUCAGAGCAGCAGAGACAUGACCUGGUGGCUGACCGAAACACAGAUUUCCCUCAUGUGACCCCCGUUGCUGACCGAAGCACUGAUAUCCCUCUUGCUAGCAACCACUCCUCUGCUCCUGUGAGCAACACUCCCCUCUCUCCUGAGAGCGAUCCCAUACAAGCAGCCUCGUUAGCAGCAGAGCGGUCGCUGGCAGCAGUGGCGGGGAUAGCAGCGGAGUGCUUGGAGCGGGAGCUGAGUCGGUUUGAGGUGAUCUGCCCGCCUAGCGGGGAGCAGCUGGUGGUGCUUUAUGUGACGUCUCUUGAAGCCGUCAGGAAGACGCAUGCUGACUGCGUGAAGAUGCGAGCAUUGCUCAAGUGUAUGGAAGAGGGGCGGGUCAGGGCGGGGGACGUGGCGGUGGUGCUGCAUGUGAUGUCGCUGGAGGCUGUGAGGAAGGCGCAUGCUGACCGUGUGAAGAUGCGGUCAUUACUCAAGAGCCUUCACCUGCGAUUCCAGGAGGGUGACGUGGCGCUACAUCCAGCCUAUCAGGACGAGCUGCUGCUGCUAUUGAUUCACUUGCACCCUUACCCUCCCACCCCCUGCUUCCCCCACCCUUCCUCACUCGCUUCCAACCAAUCAGAGCCUUCAUUUGAGAUUUCAGGAGCGUGA